AUGUCGCCAUAUGCCCUAGUCUUCAGAGAAGCUUGCCAUCUGCCUCUCGAGCUGGAACACAAGGCAAUGUGGGCAAUUAAAAAACUGAAUUUUGAUCUGUCAAAUGCGAGGGAAGUCCGGAAGUUGCAGUUGAACGAGUUGGUCGAGUGGCGAAUGAAUGCCUACGAAAAUGCCAAACUUUAUAAAGAGCGAACCAAGAAAUGGCAUGAUGACCGCAUAAGAAAGUUGAAGUCCUGCUGGUCUGGGCCAUUCUGCAUCAAGACUAUCUUCCCCUAUGGCACAGUGGAGUUAACAAACGAGGAUGGAAUCAGCCCAUUCAAAGUCAAUGGUCAACGAAUUAAGCCCUACUAUGGGGGCAAUGUGUAA
Benincasa hispida (wax gourd) is the source of this 366-nucleotide messenger RNA. The record is from RefSeq and is a predicted model, not a curated record. NCBI's taxonomy places the organism in Eukaryota, Viridiplantae, Streptophyta, Magnoliopsida, Cucurbitales, Cucurbitaceae.